AUGAUCAGACCAGGAACCGCUCUUCGGUGGCAAAAGCCGACCGUGCGAACGGAAGUGUCUCCCCUUCCGUCUGAAACGGCGUGGGAGCGGAAGCGAGCUUCUCGACAACUACCGUCUCUGCAAGAUUUCCUUCGAAAACGAGACUACAGUGGAGCAAUUACUCUGCUCCAGUACGAGAAAGAGCAGGGAAUGAAGCGACCGGAACUCCGGCUUUGGCUCGCCUACUGCUACUUCCAUGCCGGGCUGUACCCGAAGGCGAUCCAUUGUUUAGACUGGCUUCUUCAGAGGGGAAAAAGGUGCUCGGCAAACGCACAUAAGAACAACGAAGGGGCCUCAGUGGAGGCGCAAGUGGACGCUGCGAAUAGUGUAGAGGUACGGGAGUCUGGCUGCGAAAGCGAUUGGGUGAAACGCGUGGUUUCUGGAUCUGAUGGACCCGCGCUAGAGAAGAGUGACAGCGCAGAGAAAUGUGUCACAAAAAAUGAAUACAAUGCAGCUCCCGACGCACUACCAGCAUGUGAUGCAGAGGUCGAUGUAGAUGAAGAGGAUGGUGACGGGGGGGACACUCCUGAGAGGAGCAGCAGGCUCCAUCUGUACAAAGCCAUCUGCCUUUAUGCACUGUACAUGUUUGAAGCGGCGAAACAAGAAGCUUUGCUGGCGCAGGAUUCAAAGGCCCGACGCCGCUUGCUAGUUUGCAUCGCACACCACUUAAGAGAUCCGGCCCUAGACGAAAUGCUGGAGGAUUUAGACGAGGAUGACUUCCGUGACCAAAUGACGACUGCUGCAGUGGAAUACAUGCGGGCGCGCACAGACGUCGCUUGUGACAUUUAUCGGCGAUUGCUUUCGCACCACUGCGAAUGUCACGCUCUGAAAAUUUACUACGCUAUGGCUGCGUUCAAAGGAGAAAUGUUCGAAAUAGCCCGCGGCCUCGUAAAGGACUAUCAAGCAUGCCGUACCACUUCCGUCGUCGCCUCUAACGUCAUGGCUUGCUGCCUCUACGAGGAAGAUGCGGACGCAAGCGCACUGAAGAUAUAUCACUUGCUAGGAGAAGAAGCCGGCAGAGAAGAGACCUUUUUCAUCCAGCACAACGAUAUCCUUCGACACAACGCAUGCGUGUUCGAAAACGGUAGAAGGGGUCUCCAAGUCUGGGGCCCUCUUGUCAAGAUUCUUCCCGAAGCAAGGCUGAAUCUCACUCUUCUUCACAUUAGCAACGGUGACUACUCUUCUGCUUUCGAACUCAUGCGGGACUACGAGCCAACGACUACAACUGACUCCACCAUUCGAGCUCUUGCCUUCAUGCUCUUUGGGCAAGCUCACGAUUCGGAAAAGCACCUCAGUGAAGCGGAACAAAUGUUCCGGACCGUCGGCAAUGCUGAUUUAGGGGUUGACUCGCUUCCUGGUAUGCAGAGCAUGUUCUACUACUACUUUCUCCGGAGAGACUACGAUGCAGCACUUGAUUACGCCGGCAGACUGGAGCCGUACUUCAGUAGUGAGCCCUCGUUUCAGUGGAACAAAGCUCUUGCCUUGGGACAAGAAGGACGCUAUGAAGAAGCGAAAGAUAUGCUUCUGAGGAUUGACGACGAAGAGUAUAUCAAAGAUCUUCUUUUUCUGCGAUGGUUAUGCCGAGUUUACGUUGCGACCGGAGAUUGCGAACAUGCCCUGCACCUCUGUCUUCAGCAGAGCGACAGUUCUCAUUGCCAUGCCCUUCUCAAAGAAGUCGCCGAUGACUGCUAUGCAAUUGGUGACUUCUACUUUGCCCUCAAGGCUUUCUUCCUGCUGGAUAAAGCUGAAGGAAACCCUCUACUCUGGCCUGCUCUCAGAGGUUCAGCUGCAGGGUUUCUGGUGAGGCUCAGCGCCGGUGACGAGGAUAUCACAAGACUGAAGGAAGUUGUUUCCUUGGUACAGGAAUGCUCUGCUCCAAAAGUGGCGAAGAUCGUCGUCGCGCUAAGAAAACUCGGUCGCAACAACGGGAUAAUCCUUGACUAA
Molecule: messenger RNA, 1983 nt
Organism: Toxoplasma gondii ME49
Lineage: Eukaryota; Apicomplexa; Conoidasida; Eucoccidiorida; Sarcocystidae
Exons: 6
Coding region: 1-1983 (660 amino acids)
Biological process (GO): intraciliary anterograde transport; intraciliary transport involved in cilium assembly
Cellular component (GO): ciliary basal body; intraciliary transport particle B; ciliary base
Molecular function (GO): intraciliary transport particle B binding; protein binding
Source: RefSeq, a predicted model, not a curated record